Molecule: messenger RNA, 2508 nt
Organism: Lizanozyma spartinae
Lineage: Eukaryota; Fungi; Ascomycota; Pichiomycetes; Serinales; Debaryomycetaceae
Gene: CCR4
Product: CCR4-NOT core exoribonuclease subunit
Exons: 2
Coding region: 1-2508 (835 amino acids)
Biological process (GO): nuclear-transcribed mRNA poly(A) tail shortening
Cellular component (GO): CCR4-NOT complex; nucleus; cytoplasm
Molecular function (GO): protein binding; poly(A)-specific ribonuclease activity
Source: RefSeq, a predicted model, not a curated record
AUGAAGAGCGUAUAUGGUGACGAGAAUCGUGUUAUGAACAUCAACAAGUAUCAGCAAACACAAUUUCCAGGUCUGGUCCAGGCCGGUAACCUCCAAGCUCAACAAGUGCUAUUACAACAACUACAACAAGGUCAACAACAAGGUCAACAGCAACAAGCUCCUCAAGGGCAGCAACAACAGCCACCUCAAGGUCAACAGCAGCAACAACAACAAUUGUUUGCUCAACAGGGACCCCUUCCAGGUUCUUAUUCCGAUAAUCUUGGUCAAAGUGGGUAUCAGAAUGGCGGCUACCAGAAUACUUUCCAGCGAUCCAUGCAACAACAGCAACAACAGCAACAACAGCAAUUUUAUGCUCAACAACAAUUUCAACAACAACCUAAUCAACAAAACCAACCCCAAACUCAGUCCCAAGGAGCCCUUCAACCUGGACAGAACCCUAUGCUGUUCCAACCACAGUAUCAAGGCAACCAACAAGGUCAAAUGCUUCCACCUCCUCAACAACAGCAACAACAACAACAACAACAACAGUUAUUUGGACAGUCUAUUUUGCCCCAUCCUCAACAACAACAGACUCAACAACAACAACCAUCUUUGGCUAAUGUUGUAAGUGGUCAGAAAUUCUCCCUUGCAAUCGAGAAACCCAAUUCAAUUUACUGGCAGCAUCAAGUACAGUUAUGCCAAAUGUCAAGAGGGGCCACCACACCGCACUAUUACGCUAGACAAUACGCGUCCAAUUCUCGGAAGGGCAAGAAUCCAUAUAGCAAUGAAGUUAAGGCUGUCACUUUAGUUGAUGCUACCAAAUCCAUGUUGGUAAUGUUAGAGGAACAAGAGAAGGCAAAUGGUAACGGGAAUAACGUCGAUACUCCCCCCGUUAACAAUGCAUUGUUGUUUAAUAAGAAAUUGGCACUGGAAUUAGAUGAUGAACACCUUCAAGAAGAACAAAGAAUGAGACAAAAGACCCAAGGGAAACAAUUAUGGUGUCAAUUGGAUUUAUGUGGCCAAGGAUUGACAAAUAUCGCUCCUAAGUUGUUUCUGUAUGACUUUUUGGAAUCGUUAUACUUGAACAAUAACAAGUUGACCUCUGUUCCUCCAAUAAUCAGUAAGUUAAGAGGUUUAAGAACACUAGAUUUAUCUCAGAAUAGAAUUUCCGAAUUGCCUAGUGCUUUGGGUCUUUGUUUCAACUUGAGAUACCUCUAUUUAUUUGAUAAUAAUAUCCGUUCAUUGCCCAAGGAAUUUGGAAAUUUAAUAGAAUUGUUGUUUUUGGGUAUUGAAGGUAAUCCAAUUGAUAGUAAUAUUGCUAAUUUGAUUGCUGACAAAGGUACAAAGGGUUUGAUCAGUUAUAUCAGAGAUUCUAAAAUUGAUUCUAUCCAUCCUAAUCCAAGAUUAUGGUAUCAAGUUGAAGAAGAUGGCGAGAUUGUGGAACCGGCUACAGAAGAUAUUCAAAUAGGUGAUGUAAAGGGUGAAUCAUUUACUUUGAUGUCUUACAAUACAUUGUGCCACCACUAUGCAACUCCUAAGUUGUAUAAAUACACACCAUCCUGGGCAUUAGACUGGGAAUAUAGGAGAAAUAAGUUGAAGGAGGACGUUUUGAAAUACAAAACGGAUAUUGUGUGUAUGCAAGAGGUUGAGACUAAGACCUAUCAUGACUUCUGGGUACCAUUGAUGCUGCAAUUCGGUUAUAAGGGUGUUUUUUAUAGUAAAACCAGAUCUAAGACAAUGAGUGAAGUAGAUUCCAAGAAAGUUGAUGGUUGUGCCACAUUUUACAAGAGUGAUAAGUUUAGUUUACUUCAAAAGCAAAAUUUUGAGUAUAAUAGCGUUUGCAUGGGUUCUGAUAAGUAUAAAAAGACCGAGGAUUUAUUCAAUAGAUUUAUGAAUAAAGAUAAUGUUGCCUUGAUUACAUUCUUACAACACACAUCAUCUGGUGAGAAGAUUAUGGUUGUUAAUACCCAUUUGCACUGGGACCCUGCAUUUAAUGAUGUCAAGACUUUACAAGUUGGUAUUCUUUUGGAGGAACUUCAUGGAAUAUUAAAGAAAUUUCAUCAUACUCAUGCGGAUGAUGAUGUCAAGGGUCUUUCAUUGAUUAUCUGUGGUGAUUUCAAUUCUAUUCGUGGCAGUGCCGUAUACCAAUUAUUUUCUAGUGGGACUGUUCACAAGCAUCAAGAUUUGGAGGGUAGAGAUUAUGGUAGAUUUACUGAAACUGGAUUUCAACAUCCUUUCAAGUUGAAAUCUGCAUAUGAUAAUAUGGAGGAAUUACCAUUUACCAAUUUUUCACCUGGAUUUACCGAUGUAAUCGACUAUAUUUGGUAUAGUACUAAUUCUCUACAAGUUCGUGGAUUAUUAGGUAAAGUUGAUAUGGAUUAUGUGAACCAUUGUAUUGGAUUUCCUAAUGCUGAUUUCCCAUCAGAUCAUAUUCCAUUGGUUACCAAUUUUGCUAUCAGACAAAGUACUACCCACAAGAAACCCGACUUCAAGCCCGAAUUCAAAUCGGGUGGCUCUAGAAAGACUUGA